This is a messenger RNA of Ceraceosorus bombacis, 2207 nucleotides long. The record is from the annotation of a GenBank genome assembly. NCBI's taxonomy places the organism in Eukaryota, Fungi, Basidiomycota, Exobasidiomycetes, Ceraceosorales, Ceraceosoraceae.
AUGAUCAAAAAUCUGCUGCAGCGACGAGCAGCUGCAGCUCGCGCCAGCUUCGCAGUUGCACCCAGCUCAAUCCGGAUGGCCUCUGGUUCAGCGCGACCACCCCCUGGAGAUCUGAAUCGUCUUUCGCGCAUCAUCACUCGACCCAAGGAUCAAGGUGCAUCUCAGGCUAUGCUAUAUGCCACUCCGGGCAUCUCAAACGAUGAAGAUUUGACUCGAGCCAUGGUCGGUGUGGCUUCCGUCUGGUACGAGGGAAACCCUUGCAAUGCUCAUUUGCUGCAAGUGGGCCAGAGGAUCAAACAGAGCAUACACGACGCUGGCUUGACCGGCUACCAAUUCGGCACCGUCGGUGUUAGUGAUGGUAUCUCGAUGGGAACGGACGCCAUGAGCUACUCUUUGCCCUCCAGAGAUCUCAUCGCGGACUCGGUCGAAUCGGCUGCGGGAGGCCACUGGCUCGAUGGCUGCGUCGUUGUUCCGGGCUGCGAUAAGGUGCGUAACAGACAGAUUGUUGUCGCGCCUCCGCUUCCUCAGAGCUGACUGAUAGGGGCACGCAUCAGAACAUGCCCGGUGUGUUGAUGGCGCUGGGCAGACUGAACAGGCCUGGUCUGAUGGUGUACGGCGGUACCAUUCGGCCGGGCGCAUGCAGCUCGGUGGAGGGUACCCUGGACAUCGUCAGUGCCUUCCAGUCUUACGGUAAAUACCUUAGCGAGGGUGGAACUGCCGAUGCCGAGAAGAAGCGCUACGACACAAUUCGACACGCCUGCCCUGGUCCUGGAGCUUGUGGAGGCAUGUACAGUGAGCUUCGCACGCGCGUGAGCUGCGCCGAGACCUGCCAAACAUGCUCACCCUUCCUCUUGCGUUUCUGUCUCGGGUGCUUUUGAGCAGCUGCCAACACGAUCGCAUCUUGUGCUGAGGCAAUGGGAAUGACGCUGCCCGGUAGCUCGUCUUUUCCUGCCGAAUACCCAGAGAAGAUCCAGGAAUGCGAAAGCGUGGGCGCAGCUAUGAGAAAUCUGCUGGAAAAAGACAUCAAGCCCAGGGACAUCAUGACCCGCAGCGCGCUUGAGGACGCUAUCGUGAGUCUGCAGUGACGAUGCUAGAUCCCCUCACAGCGGUGCUGAAUUGAAGGACUUGGUCCAUAACCCUGCGCUUUGCAGGUCCUCACUAUGGUGCUUGGCGGAAGCACCAACGUUGUUUUGCAUCUUCUGGCCAUUGCGCACAGCGUUGGCGUUGAUCUGAGCAUCGAUGACUUCCACAGAAUCGGAGAGAGAACACCAUUCCUGGCCGAUCUCAAGCCUAGCGGCAAGUACGUGAUGGAGGACGUGCACAAGGUGCUUGGUGGCAUCCCUAGUGAGUGGGAACGUCUUUUCAGAUGCCGGGGGCCUCUCACCCUCAUGCUAGGUCUCUGCGUCCAGCCAUCAUCCAGUACUUGAUUGAGAACAAGUUGAUGAAGGGAGAGCACAUGACGGUGACUGGCCGCACACUCGCUGAAAACGUGGACCGGUGGACACACGAGAAGGGCAAGCUUCCCGCGGGCCAGGAUGUUCUUCGUCCCCUCUCUGCUCCUCUCAAGCCCACGGGCCACAUUCGCAUCCUGAAGGGCAACCUUGCGCCCGGAGGAGCUGUUGCCAAGAUCACCGGCAAGGAAGGUCUCAGAUUUACAGGCAAAGCUAGGUGUUUCGACACGGAAGACGACAUGGUCGCGGCGGUGGAGAACAAAAGCAUCAAAAAUGGGGAAAAGACGGUCAUCGUGCUGCGCUACAAGGGACCCAAGGGUGGACCAGGCAUGCCAGAAAUGCUCAAGCCAACGAGCCUUAUCAUGGGGGCGGGUCUCGGCAUGGACGUCGCCAUCCUUACCGACGGUCGAUUCAGCGGAGGGUGAGUAGCGACAUUGGUGUGGUCGCCAGAAAUUGGGUGUGCAAACCGCUGACGCACCUUCCCACCUUCGGGUCUGCAGCUCUCAUGGCUUCGUGAUUGGACACGUUGUGCCUGAAGCGCAAGUAGGAGGCCCCAUCGCACUGGUGCAAGAUGGUGAUGUGAUUUCAAUCGAUGCGGAGAGCAACAUCAUGCAGCUGGACAAUGUGUCAGAGGAAGAGAUGGAGAAGAGAAGGAAGGAGUGGAAGCCUAGGGAGCUCAGACCCAAGUCUGGCCAUUUGCUUAAAUUUGUGCGGAAUGUGUCGGACGCGAGCUUGGGAUGCGUCACUGAUUUGUAG